AUGCGUCUUCUGAACAAAGAUCUUCGGUUGCAAGACAUCACCCUCAUGUACCUCACCGUUUUGGUCACUGUGGUGGUGCUCUUGGUGGCGUCCUACCAGGCUCCUGCGGUCCACUCCAGACCCGCCCUGGCCUAUCACAUCCCCUUAGACCCCUCGGGUCAGCUGGAGCUGUCCUGGAACAUCAGCUAUCCCACCCAGGAGGUCUAUCUGGAGCUGAAAGUCAAAGAGCUCCACCAUGGCGUUUUGCUGGGCAUGUCCGAUCGGGGAGAGCCCACAAAUGCUGACCUGGUCCUUCUGUGGGACGACGGUCACAAAUCCUAUUUUGGGGAUGCUUGGAGUGAUAAUGAAGGCAGAGUGAUGUUGGACACUCAGCAGGACUAUGAGCUGCUGGAGACUCAUCAGUCGACUGAAGGCUUCUUCCUGCUCUUCAAAAGACCAUUCAGCACCUGCGACCCGCACGACUACAUCAUAGAGGAAGGUACUGUCCACAUCAUCUACGCCAUGCUGGAGCGGCCCAUCCUAUCUUUGCAUGAGCUCAACAUAUCCCGUCUCCAGCCUGGCAUCCAGCGAGUGCUGCUCCUGCGUCCAGACGCUCCGUCCCCUGCUCUCCCGAGAGAUGUCCGCACACUGGAGGUCCUGGCCCCUGAUGUCAUCAUCCCCACACAGGAAACCACUUACUGGUGCCACAUCUAUCAGCUCCCGCCUAAUAUGCCCAAGAACCACAUUGUCAUGUACGAGUCUGUGAUCACUCCUGGUAAUGAAGCCAUUGUUCAUCACAUCGAAGUGUUCGAAUGCUCUCCUCAGAUGGACACCGUGCCUCAAUUCAGCGGCUCCUGCGAUUCAAAGAUGAAGCCCCGCAAACUCAAUUACUGCCGACACGUUCUGGCUGCCUGGGCCAUGGGAGCAGAGCCGUUCUACUAUCCUGCUGAUGCUGGUUUGCCUCUGGGAGGAGAAGGUUCUUCUAGGUUCCUUCGGCUUGAAGUUCAUUACCACAACCCUCUCCUUAUAUCAGGACGGAGUGACUCCUCGGGCAUUCGUUUGUGGUACACUCCAUCUCUGAGGAGGUUUGACGCAGGCAUCAUGGAGCUGGGGCUAGUCUACACUCCUGUCAUGGCCAUUCCUCCCCGCCAGCUCUCUUUCCAGCUGACUGGCUACUGCACCGCCAAAUGCACACAGACGGCUCUUCCUGUAGGCGGUGUACACAUCUUUGCGUCCCAGCUGCACACUCAUCUGGCUGGACUCGAGGUGAGGACCGUCCUGGUACGAGGAGGCAAAGAGGUGGAAGUGGUACAGGAGGACAAACAUUUCAGCACUCAUUACCAGGUAUAG
Messenger RNA from Sinocyclocheilus grahami, 1329 nucleotides. RefSeq names its product dopamine beta-hydroxylase-like. Gene Ontology annotation, molecular function: dopamine beta-monooxygenase activity; copper ion binding. The record is from RefSeq and is a predicted model, not a curated record. The coding region runs from base 1 to 1329 and encodes 442 amino acids. Gene Ontology annotation, cellular component: secretory granule membrane. Gene Ontology annotation, biological process: octopamine biosynthetic process; dopamine catabolic process; norepinephrine biosynthetic process. The transcript has 7 exons. NCBI's taxonomy places the organism in Eukaryota, Metazoa, Chordata, Actinopteri, Cypriniformes, Cyprinidae.